This is a messenger RNA of Helobdella robusta, 345 nucleotides long. RefSeq lists its product as hypothetical. The record is from RefSeq and is a predicted model, not a curated record. The transcript is spliced from 4 exons. The coding region runs from base 1 to 345 and encodes 114 amino acids. NCBI's taxonomy places the organism in Eukaryota, Metazoa, Annelida, Clitellata, Rhynchobdellida, Glossiphoniidae.
AUGAACCAUCUCGUCGCCAUCCUUGUGCUGAUCAGUGUGGUUCCUUUAGAUGCUGAGGAAGGCCAUCACCUUGCUCACAAAACUGUCCUAGCAGGGAAUAUGGCUGCUAUCCUUGCAAGUGUGAUGAGUAUUCCCACUGCUAAACCAACUUUUUUGAGCCGAGGUACUCGUCAUGCAGCUGCACAGUUCACAGACACACUGACGUGCAGAACAGGUGAACACUGUGGAGGAGAUUAUUCCGAUUGGUACGGCCAUUACAUAGCUUGCUACAUUAAAAACCAGUACGGCAAAUGGGUGCGUACAGGCAGUUGGGAUUACGUCAAUAAUGUCACAUAUUAUACUUAG